Molecule: messenger RNA, 777 nt
Organism: Gaeumannomyces tritici R3-111a-1
Lineage: Eukaryota; Fungi; Ascomycota; Sordariomycetes; Magnaporthales; Magnaporthaceae
Exons: 2
Coding region: 1-777 (258 amino acids)
Source: RefSeq, a predicted model, not a curated record
AUGCUUGUUAGGGACCCCGUGGAUGAGACGUCUUCCGGCCGCCAAUACAUCAAUACCACGAUUGCCCUCGACGUAAUGACCGAGGACAGUACGAGGUCUAUCGCCGAUAAUUUCAUUAAAGUCAUGGCUCACCCGUCCCUCCUCGGCUGUCUCUCGGUCGGUACAUAUGUCGGGGAGCUGUAUCACAUUGCCAGCGGUGCCAAUGGAGCGGCCGCCCUGGACUUUAUCGCCAAGUAUUGCAACGGACUCCUUUCUUCCUACGAGAGGACUCCCAAAAUACAUACCCUGAAGAAUAUCGAGGCAUCUCUCCAGAGGACGUCGUCUCUGGUUGGCGAGCUCCUUCGCCGACGACAACUUGCGGCGCUUCAGGAUGGUCUUACCGAGCUCUUCGUCGCCAUGGACGGCGUUGUAGACCUUCUCAACACCCCGGAAAUGGCGAGCGACAACGGAUUCGGAGGUCAAAGCCAGGACGACCCUCAAAAAGUUCCCACAGCUAGCCUCCGUGCAAGCGGCUCUGAGACCAGCCGACACAGCCCGGACGCCGAGCAGCUAGCGGCUGAUACUCCGCGGUCCGAGCCCGAGCCAGCGCCGUCAGACAAGGCAGAUAAUGCAGCCGGCUCCGCACUGGCAGCCCUCCACAUUAUCGUGCCGGGGCCCGGCUUACAACUACUGGGCGAGAAUGCUGACGGCGCCCAAGAAGCUCCGCCAUCAAUGACACCCAUCAGUUUUCCGAUCAGCUCCGAGGACAGCAGACCAAGCUCUGAGGAUAACAGAUAA